AUGAAGAAUGGGCGUACGUUGAAUGAAGCUCGAAUCGAGGUCUGGAUCUUCCAGCACCUUGAAGACUUGGUCUAUGAGCAUACGUUCGUGGGCACGGUAUUACAAAUCAUGAAGACUCGAAAAGGACAAAGCGGCGCCGAGAAGUGGGAGCCGGCGGCCGCCGAUGUGGUCCGUCGAGGGAGGGGAAAUCGAUAUCUCGACAUGGGCUUUGUCGACGCUUUAGAACAAUGA
Penicillium cinerascens is the source of this 231-nucleotide messenger RNA. RefSeq lists its product as uncharacterized. The transcript is spliced from 3 exons. Bases 1 to 231 code for a protein of 76 amino acids. Lineage: Eukaryota; Fungi; Ascomycota; Eurotiomycetes; Eurotiales; Aspergillaceae. The record is from RefSeq and is a predicted model, not a curated record.